GACACGCUUGGAGUUACUACACUGGCUUCUACGUGUAGAAAAGUACGAGAUGAAGUUGUCGAAGGACAAAGUCAGAUUUAUACUGCUUCUAAUAGCACUUAUUUUUCCUGCUGCAAAAGGGAAUGUCCAUUCAGAAACUUUGUACUCUGAACUUUCUUCAUUGCCAAACAAGCUUUCUUCUGUUUUAUCAGGUUUUGAAGAAGAUCUCGCUAGCGUUGAAACUGCAUUGGAGUCCAUAAAGGUUCUUCGGAAUGAUGGAAAAACUGCAAACGCAAAGUUGGAGCGCUGGCAAAACAGAAUUAAAGGGAAUCUUCAAGAACUUUCAGAAUUUUUGAGCAACGAAACCAAUGGAAUAAAGAGUGAAGUGUCAAUUGUCUCGAAUUCGCUCAAGUCCUUAGAGUCUUAUCGUAAUUGGAUUGAGCAACUUCAAGACGCGGUUGAAGAUGUUGAUAUGGGACUUCCACAUGCUUCGCCUCGCAUCGAUAUCUCACCUGUUCAAACAGAGGUGCCGCUCACUCCCGCGGAUUGUUCGGAGAGGCCGGAGAAAAUAUCGGGCGUGUACACCAUCUACCCCAGCGGCGCUGCCGUCCAAGUUUACUGCGACCAGACGACUGACGGCGGCGGCUGGACGGUCUUCCUGCGGCGCCAGAAGCAGGAGCCUCAACUCAACUUCCGUCAAACGUUCUCCAAAUACGAAGAAGGCUUCGGGAGUCGCAGUGGCGAAUACUGGCUGGGCCUGAAGAAUCUUCAUAUUUUGACGUCACAGAAGCAGUACGAGCUGCGCGUGUUGGUAGCCAAGGGAGCCGAGUCCGCCAGCAGCCACUACCAGAAGUUCCAAGUUGGAGGCGGGAGCUCGUACAAGUUGCAGGUAGAAGGCUACGACAAAGAGCGCAGCACCGCGGGCGACUCCUUCACCUACCACUCGGGUCAUCAGUUCUCUGCCAUCGACAGAGAUCGGGAUUCGGCUAGUGGAGGAAGUUGCUCGGAAUGGAGCGGUGGGGGUGGUUGGUGGUACAACUUCUGCUACAUGACAAAUCCCACAGGCCUCUUCGGUGGUGACAAGCCUGCCCACGAAGAUAGUGACCUUUACCUUGAAUGGCGCAACUGGCAGGGGUACUAUGCCUACCUCUCUAAACUCACCUUCAUGAUCAGACCCAAAACUCUGUAGCUGGGCUAAUGGCACAAGACCGGAAUCAAUUUGAAUAGCACUUGGCAGAAAUCUAUCACAGUUUUAUAGCUUGACACUGAGUGAUGAGAUAUAAUGUUCUUAUUCACUGAAAUGCACUUGAGAGAUAUAGGUUUCACCUCACGAUCAGACCAUAACUUACUAGCUCAGCUAACGAUACACGAACGGAAUUGGCUAAACUAAAUAAAACUUGGCUGAAAAGUUUUGCGUGAUAUUCUUCAGUCUUUUUUUAAUCAGAAAUAAACUACUUAACGCUUCAUCAAAAACUCCUUGCUGAUUCCACAUCAUGAACAAAACCGGACGUGAAAAAUUGCGUAACAUUGAUGUGAAAAACUGGUUAUUUGCGUAUUAAGAGAAGAAACCUCGAAUUGUGCAUAACCUAUUUUUCGUACUGUUUGAUUUGAUAUUUUCAUUUAACUGGUGUUUCUUGGUUUUGCUUUGGUAUUGUGGUUGUUAGCCUUUCUUUCAACCCAUGUCCAAUCUACGCUGUUGAGUGAAUUUGAGUGCAUUAAAAUUGAAUUUCAA
Messenger RNA from Hyalella azteca, 1711 nucleotides. Its product is annotated as fibrinogen C domain-containing protein 1-A. The record is from RefSeq and is a predicted model, not a curated record. Bases 50 to 1168 code for a protein of 372 amino acids. NCBI's taxonomy places the organism in Eukaryota, Metazoa, Arthropoda, Malacostraca, Amphipoda, Hyalellidae. The transcript is spliced from 5 exons.